GGGGGUCCAGCCAGCAACCCAGGCAUGUGUCCUGAUUGGAAAUCGAACCCUCAAAUCUUUCCCUGUGGUACUCAAUCUACUGAGCCACACCAGCUAGGGCUAAAACUUUUUUUUUAAACAAAAAAUUCAGAAUAGAUACUUUUACCUCUAUUUAGGAGACUGGGUGGGAGACCUGGUGACAUUAAACUGGCUGUUGGGUUUAUAAGUAUUCAUUAUACUUUAUAACUUACAUAUGAUACAAAUUCUAUUUAUCAUAUACCAAAUAUUAUACUUUAAAAAAAAGCAUACAAAAAAUGAUCAGCGAAGAAGCUAGGUGGCGUCAAAGGCUUGGACAAAUAAAGAGGUUAGUCUUGCAGCCUACACGCAGGUAUAGGUUAGAAAUAACUGAGUUACCUUUGUUAACUCAGUAUUAGGUGUGACCGGAUAUCCACCCUGUCAAACAAAUUCGUUUGAGUCUGCACUGAAGGGUCAAGACUUGUACCUACUACCCAAGCUUCUCAAACUUGCUGGGUUUUAUGAAUCAAGUGGAAUCCUGCCAAAAUGCAGGUUUCCAGGUAGCUCCCAUACAGAUCCCGAUUCUGUGCAUGUAGGAAGCGGCCGGAGAAUCUGUAUUUCACAGGUUCACUGCAGCCCAGCCCCAUUUAGCAGGAAAAAAACGUUCCGCCCUCCCGCGAGGUCUCCCACAAACUAAAAAGAACCUAACGGUCAGCACUACGUAAACCCAACGAAACAAGCGCCGCCUUCCCCCUUCCUCGCAACUGGCCUCUUAAGCUCUUGUAGGGAGACUCUCCUAUGAGUCCCUAAAACACAUCCAUCUGAAUGACAAAAAAUGAUCACGGUAGAAACAGACGGGCUCCUGGCAAUUCAACUCGGCUCCGCCCUCCCGGCCCCGCCCAGAUCCCUCUCCCUCCGGGCGAGUGAGGGAAAAGAAAAAACGCGAGAUACAGUGUGGAGGCGUGGCCCCACCCUGACCAAUGGAAGCUGGGGGCGUGGCCAUGGGCCUUCCCCUCAUUGGCCCAGUUGUCCGAGUGGGCCAUCGUUUGUAGAGGCGGAAGUCACGCUGAACCCGGAACGUGUGCUCUGCCUAGCGUCCUAGGGAUACUGCAGCUGCCGUCAUGGUCCGGAAGCUUAAGUUUCACGAACAGAAGCUCUUGAAGCAGGUGGACUUUCUGAACUGGGAGGUCACUGACCAAAACCUACAUGAGUUGCGCGUGUUGCGGCGUUAUCGGCUGCAGCGGCGUGAGGACUACACGCGUUACAACCAGCUGAGCCGUUCAGUGCGCGAGCUGGCGCGGCGCCUGCGCGACCUGCCUGAACGCGACCCAUUUCGCGUGCGCUCCUCCGCCGCGCUGCUGGACAAAUUGUACGCUCUUGGCCUGGUACCUACGCGCACGUCACUCGAGCUCUGCGACUUCGUCACGGCCUCGUCCUUCUGUCGCCGCCGCCUGCCCACCGUGCUUCUUAAGCUGCGCAUGGCGCAGCACCUCCAGGCUGCCGUGGCCUUCGUGGAGCAGGGCCACGUGCGCGUGGGCCCCAAUGUGGUCACCGACCCCGCAUUUCUUGUCACCCGCAGCAUGGAGGACUUCGUUACUUGGGUUGACUCAUCCAAGAUCAAACAGCACGUGCUGGAGUACAAUGAAGAGCGCGAUGACUUUGAUCUGGAAGCCUAACGGGUCUUCUCUCGCCACUGCUGCAUUUUAUAGGUUGGGAAGCUGAGACCUGAUGUUGGAGAUUCUAUAAGGGCGCUUUUCCCCAAGUGUGUCAGCCAGUCCUAGCACACUCGGAGCCAAAGGGUACGCCCCUGAUUUCCACGAAAUUUUCCUAGCCCUUGGACUAUUGAUAAUUAAAUGUGACUACCUUGAAACAACGGGAAGCGGUUUUGUGCCGCGCUGGGGAAUUAUUAGGUUCAGGUUCCUUUAACAUUGUAAUGUGAAAGCAAAAACUUCGCAUCCCACCCCUGCUUUCCUCUUAUGCCCUAGCGGGACAGUUUGGUUCAUUUAAUUCUAAUUUUUGUUGCUGUUCAUGGUUAAGCUAUGUGCCAAUGUAGAGAAUUUGGUCUUAAGUUUUUAUAAAAUGGGUAAGACUUUAGUGAACAGUAUCCCGUCCCUUGUUUAAAGGAAUGCUUUUUUUUUAAUGCUAAUAAAUGGUCCAACUGCUUUGUAAGUACAAA
Phyllostomus hastatus (greater spear-nosed bat) is the source of this 2170-nucleotide messenger RNA. It is a transcript of the gene IMP3, whose product is annotated as IMP U3 small nucleolar ribonucleoprotein 3. The record is from RefSeq and is a predicted model, not a curated record. Gene Ontology annotation, cellular component: small-subunit processome; small ribosomal subunit; Mpp10 complex. Lineage: Eukaryota; Metazoa; Chordata; Mammalia; Chiroptera; Phyllostomidae. Gene Ontology annotation, molecular function: rRNA binding; structural constituent of ribosome; snoRNA binding. Bases 1116 to 1670 code for a protein of 184 amino acids. The transcript has a single exon. Gene Ontology annotation, biological process: rRNA processing.